Molecule: messenger RNA, 844 nt
Organism: Drosophila rhopaloa
Lineage: Eukaryota; Metazoa; Arthropoda; Insecta; Diptera; Drosophilidae
Exons: 3
Coding region: 134-763 (209 amino acids)
Source: RefSeq, a predicted model, not a curated record
ACAAGUUUCAUAAACCCUUCGAUCAAAGCACUUUGUGAAACUUAGUUCGCCUGCGAAACAAAUUUAUCCUAUCGUCAAAAUUCCCGUUGAGUUCAAGGGCCGAACAAGAUAAGAUUCUUAAAACAUCAAAGCCAUGUUUCUGGACGCUUUUGGAAUCCCCAAGGAGGUGACAGCCGACAAUCUGAACAGCUACUCUUACGAUCUGCACGGCACUAAACUUCUGACAUCGGCGGAUGUUGAGUUCUUCAUGCCGCCCAAUUGGCAUGGCACUAUUUACAGUACUGAGGAGUUGCUGCACAGCUACAGAAAGCGGUUUAAUCCCGAUCCCGCUCUGCUGACCUUCCAUGCCCUGCAGCCCUACGAACCCGAGUUCAUCUGCUGCGAGAAAGCCGUGGUCGAGCUCACGGUCUUGCCGGCUGGCCAAAGCCUCUACAGCGACAAGGACAUCGUGGUGUUCCUGCUCAAGCAGCCAUCCGAGGAGAAAAAUGUGCUAAUCAUAAAGGAACUGGGCUCCGAGCUGAACUUCUUCCCCCACAACCAUCACUACCAUGCCCGGAUCAUCGACGAGGGCAUCGAUGUGGUCUAUGUGGAUGACAAGAUCUAUAUUAGAAAUCCUACCAUUGGAUAUCAGCACCAGCGACUGUACAACUUGCUCAGGAAUAUCAAGCCGGGUGCCGUUCUCAGCCUCUCGGGUCGUCCUUUGCCCGAUGUCCUGGCCAGUGUCUGCAGGAAACCAGCCCACGGAGUCAAGGAACACAAUUGAGGAGGCACCUCUUUCCCCAUUGCAAUACCCCAUCCCUAAAACUUGAGCAGUCCGGUUAAUAAACUUUGUGACUCCAGUAGA